UUCUCCCUAACACAAAAAAAGUCCGAAACAAAGCGAGGGCACUAAUUCUCUCUAACACAAACAAACAAAACGGAGAAAAAAGAAAAAAAGAAAAAAAUAUCGGCUAGGGUUUCUCCUCCGCCAUGGGGAGAGCGAAGAAGGGCCCUAAAUUCGCCGUCGUGAAGAGGCUUGUGAGCUCCAAAACCCUAAAGAAGUACAAGGAGGAGGUGCUGAACCCUAAGAAGAAGGACCUCGAGAAGGAGAAGCUCCCGCGCAACGCUCCGGCGAUAUCUUCGGCGCUCUUCUUUAAGUACAACACUGCCCUAGGCCCGCCAUAUCGGGUUAUUGUCGAUACCAACUUCAUCAACUUCUCCAUUCAGAAUAAGUUGGAUUUGGAAAAGGGAAUGAUGGACUGUUUGUAUGCAAAAUGUACCCCAUGUAUCACCGAUUGCGUUAUGGCUGAACUUGAGAAACUGGGACAAAAAUAUCGAGUGGCUUUAAGGAUUGCUAAGGAUCCUAGGUUUGAGAGAUUACCAUGCACACAUAAAGGAACUUAUGCAGAUGAUUGCAUCGUUGAAAGGGUUACUCAGCACAAAUGCUACAUUGUCGCUACAUGUGAUAGAGAUUUGAAGCGAAGGAUACGCAAGAUUCCUGGGGUGCCAAUCAUGUACAUUACUCAACACAAGUACUCAAUUGAGCGUUUGCCUGAAGCUACUAUUGGUGGAGCUCCAAGAUAUUGAUGACCGACGACCCCCUCUGCAAAUUUACAAACUUCCCUUUCACAGCUUUGAAUGUUCCCUCAAAUGAAGGGCAGGACAGUGCGGUACUUUCUAGUUGGAGUUUUAGUUUCAUGCCUGCAAAUUUUUGUAGCCGACGUAUGCAGGAUUGCUGUAAUAUUUAGUAUGUAGGUCUUGCUGGCCUUUUAUCUUUCAACUUAACAGCGCGUUGCUUGAACCGAUGUAUUAUGACUUUAACAGAUAAUGAAAGAUUCAUUUGCUCGUGUUGUUUCUUGCAA
Ananas comosus (pineapple) is the source of this 994-nucleotide messenger RNA. RefSeq names its product rRNA-processing protein FCF1 homolog. Gene Ontology annotation, cellular component: nucleolus; small-subunit processome. Lineage: Eukaryota; Viridiplantae; Streptophyta; Magnoliopsida; Poales; Bromeliaceae. The coding region runs from base 123 to 719 and encodes 198 amino acids. The record is from RefSeq and is a predicted model, not a curated record. The transcript is spliced from 9 exons.